Molecule: messenger RNA, 1551 nt
Organism: Eremomyces bilateralis CBS 781.70
Lineage: Eukaryota; Fungi; Ascomycota; Dothideomycetes; Eremomycetales; Eremomycetaceae
Product: Septin
Exons: 6
Coding region: 233-1378 (381 amino acids)
Biological process (GO): cytoskeleton-dependent cytokinesis
Cellular component (GO): septin ring; cytosol; septin complex
Molecular function (GO): GTP binding; molecular adaptor activity; GTPase activity
Source: RefSeq, a predicted model, not a curated record
CACAAGUCUACCACUUGAUCACUUCCCUCUUCCUACCAUUCCAUUCGAUAUAUCUCUGUCCAUUUGACUUUCCCCAGGACUGUACUUGAAGGGAACAGUGUUUGCUGCUGCUUCUCAAGCUUCACAAUUCUUCCUGCCACCUGCACGAACUCGAGACACCCCAGUGUUUGCGACUUCGACCCCCUUUACGCUCUCACCACCAAGCUACGCUUCUACAGCAUAGUCCUGUAUAAUGGCCGAAUCACCGUCUCCGAUUGGUAUUGCCAAUCUCCCCAACCAACGACAUAAGAUCGUUGCAAAGCGUGGAGCGGCUUUCACUAUUAUGGUUGCUGGUGAAUCAGGACUGGGAAAGACCACAUUCAUCAACACGCUCUUCUCCACCACCAUCAAGAACUAUGCCGACCACAAACGUCGACACAACAAACAGAUUGAUAAGACGGUCGAGAUUGAGAUCACCAAAGCCGAAUUGGAGGAGAAGUUCUUCAAAGUCCGCCUGACGGUCAUUGAUACUCCUGGCUUUGGCGACUAUGUCAACAACCGGGACUCGUGGCAACCCAUCAUUGAGUUCUUGGAUGACCAGCAUGAGUCCUACAUGCUUCAGGAGCAGCAACCUCGCAGGACGGAUAAGAUCGAUCUUCGAGUCCAUGCUUGCCUCUACUUCAUUCGCCCCACCGGUCAUACUCUGAAGCCAUUGGACAUCGAAGUCAUGAAGCGACUUUGCACUCGGGUCAAUCUGAUCCCUGUCAUUGCCAAGGCCGACACAUUGAGCCCAUCAGACCUGGCCAAAUUCAAGCAGAGAAUAAGAGCCGUCAUUGAAGCCCAAGGCAUCAAGAUCUACCAGCCCCCGAUCGAGGAUGACGACGAAGCAGGCAUGCACCAUGUCCGAAGCCUCGUCUCCGCCAUGCCCUUCUCCGUCAUCGGCUCCGAGAAAGACGUGCAAACCAGCGACGGCCGCCCCGUCAAGGGCCGACAAUACGCCUGGGGAGUCGCGGAGGUGGAGAACGACGAGCACUGCGAUUUCAAGAAGCUGCGCAGCAUUCUGAUCCGCACCCACAUGCUCGACCUCAUCCACACCACCGAAGAGAACCACUACGAGGUGUACCGCGCCCAGCAGAUGGAGACGCGCAAGUUCGGCGAAGCCCGCCCGCGCAAGCUGGACAACCCCAAGUUCAAGGAGGAGGAGGAGGCGCUCCGGAAGCGCUUCACCGAGCAGGUCAAGGUCGAGGAGCAGCGCUUCCGAUCGUGGGAGCAACGCCUCAUCUCGGAGCGCGACCGCCUGAACAAGGAUCUCGAGCAGAGCCACGCGAUGAUCAAGCAGCUGGAGACGGACGUGGAGCAACUCCAGGGCAGCGUGACCCGGUCUCAUGGACGUCGUUAAGGUGUCAAUCGGUUGGCCAUCCAUCCUGGAAACCUAAACUCAUGUUCGGAGAUUCGGAGAAAAAAUAUUAUCAUGUGGGAAAAAGCACAGCAAUGGCUUCUCUGUUUCGUUUUGUUGGGAUUUCCUUCCGUCGUUUCGAGAGAUACCUCACUUUACCCUCCCCUUGUUUUCCC